UUUAAAUCAGAGCGUGAGCAGGAAUAUUCCAGUAGCUGUGGGGUUACUAACUUGUAGUUGGCAGCAGGCGUCCUCAAGUUUAAUGUCUUCCCCUUGGUGUCGGUCGGAUGCCAGUUUGAAGGAUGAUCUCUACUUGGCACUUUCCAUGGGAGGCAUAUGCAAUAUUGAAUGUUUGUUGUAUGAGAACCAUGGUGUGAUCAAAGUAUAAAUAAAUUGGAGGAUACCAGGAUUGAAAAGACAUGGACAAGAUUUUGGAAGCUAUGAUGUUGUCCCGCCAUCCAACUUCUGUAAAGCAUGUGCUUGUAAGACGUAUUUUAGAAGCAGCAAAAGAACCUCUCAACAGUAAACAGUGCAUAGCCAUGUUUGAGUUGUCGACAAAGUUCAUCCUGUUGGGUGAUACACAAUUCAAAAAGGAUGUGGGCAAGGAGGUUCUCGAAGCUUUUGCCCAGAACCACACUGCAGAUUUUGAGGAUUUUUUUAAUGUAAAAUUUAUCUUGAAGCUCCUGCAAGAUGGUUAUGGAACAUUGAGCAAAAGAAGCAUUGAAAUUUUAGAGUACAUUCAGCUAGGAUUAAAAUAUAUUCAGGAUGAUGUGUCUGCUGAUGAAGUAUUUCAUGUCCUUCAGAUUGAGCUUCUCCGCAUAGUGUGUGAGAAACCCAGAUCAAAGUUGUGUGCCUGCAUUAGUAAAAUUCUUGCUGAAUAUCCUCAGUGCAUUCCUAGUGGAAAGUUCCAAGUGGUGUUCUGUCAGCAACUUGUUAGAAGUAUAGGGCAAUUCCAAUGCGGAUCACAAGAAGAAGAUGAAAUCGUGGAAUUCCUGGAUGAAGUAAACAAAGUAAGCGGGCUGUUGCAUAGAAUCUGGCGGACACAAACUGCAGCUAUAAUUCCAUCCUUGCGGGAGCUGUUCACUGUUAUUUCAUCAACUGAUGAAUCUGAUGGGCCAUCAAAUGCAUUGGCCACUGUGGUCCAGUAUGUUCCAUUGGAAAUCAUGGAUGGGGUCAUUCAAAACUUGACGAAUGAUGAUUGCAUCAUAGAUGUGGAGAUGAUGACUGCUUUAACCAAUAUGAUUGAUUGGCUUUCAUGGCCAUUAGCCAAAAACAUAGAUAAGUGGAUUAUUGGCUUACUGAAAGGUUUGGCUGCUGUGAAAAAGUUCAGCAUUUUGAUUGAAGUCACACUUUCAAAAAUUGAACAGGUGUUCUCAAGGCUAUUUUACCCAAUUGUAAGAGCAGGAGCACUUGCUGUGCUGAAAUACAUGCUUUUAAGUUUUCAACAUUCACCGGAAGCUUUCCAUGUGCUUGUUCCUCACAUUCCCAAAUUAAUGGUGUCACUCUCUAAAGAAGAGUCCAACUCUGGUAUAAGCUGUCGGCAACAACUGUCUGAAUUAGUACACUGCAUGAUCUUCCGGUUUUCAGGCUUCCCUGACCUAUAUGAACCUGUCAUAGAGGCACUUAAGGACUUUCCAAUUCCAAAUGAAGAAAAAAUAAAGCAGCUACUCAAUCAGAAUGCCUGGACGUCACAAAAAAAUACACUGGAACCUUUGUAUCCAAGACUUACUGCAAAAUCAGAUACAGGAAAGACAGGACUGGCUAAUCUUGGCAAUACCUGCUACAUGAACAGUGUCAUUCAGGCCCUUUUCAUGGCUUCUGACUUCAGGCAUGCUGUAAUGCUACUCAAGGAGAGUGAUUCACAGUCAUUAAUGAUGAAACUUCAAUGGUUAUUUGCUUUCCUGGAGCACAGUCAGAGACCUGCCAUCUCUCCCAGUAGUUUCUUGAAAGCUUCAUCUCCUCCAUGGUUUAAUCAAGGGGCGCAACAAGACUGUUCAGAGUAUUUAAGAUAUCUAUUGGACAGGCUACAUGAAGAAGAGAAGACUAGGAAAGGAACUUCAUAUGGACAGAGACAUUCAGGCAUUGAAACUCGUAUAGAAGGUCAAGAUCCAGGGAAAACAUUAAUAGAAAGAAUGUUUGGUGGGAAGAUGGUGACUAGGAUCCUUUGUCAUUGUUGUUGUAAUGUUUCCUUCCGAGAGGAAGCUUUUACAGAUCUUUCCCUUGCAUUUCCACCACCUAACAAGGUUCUACAAAGGUGUGAUCAUUCAACUGACCCUAAUAUUACAAUGAAGAUUACUGGUGCAGAUAAUUUGGCAUCACAAGUUGAGCAACAACACAUGACUGCUAAAUCUCCAAAUAAACAGACACAAACAAAACCUAAAGAGCCUUCAUUGCGAAUGGUACCAUCUGAAAUAAUGGGUUCCCAUGGAAAAGGAAAGAAGGAAGAUCCUUCAUCUAGAGUAAUGCAAAAUUAUGAUUCCUCUCCAUUUAGUUCCAUGCUGCGGAAUGAUUUUGCAGUGGCCUCUGGGGAGAAAGUAUGCGACUCAGCAAGUUGUAGAUCAGUGUCUGACCUCAUUAACUACUUUCUUUCACCAGAAAUGCUGUCGGGUGAUAACAGAUAUUACUGUAAUAGAUGUACCUCAUUACAGGAAGCAGAAAAAGUGGUAGAAUUAACUGGGAAUCCACAUUAUCUUAUCUUGACUUUAUUACGAUUCUCCUUUGAUCUUGUAACUAUGAAGCGCAGAAAGAUACUGGAUAAUGUAUCUGUUCCUUUAGUCCUUAAACUACCCAUUAGGAUUGACUCAAAGGAUGAACACACAAUUCAUGGUAAAAAUCAACAAUGUGAACUGGGAAACUGGAAACCUUUUGCAGAGGAUACUACAUAUUUGUCAAUUAUAUAUGACCUCUGUUCUGUAGUGGUGCACUCUGGGAUAUCUUCUGAAAGUGGACAUUACUAUUGCUAUGCAAGAGAAUGUGUGGAUGCUAACUCUGUAAUUGGCCCAAGUGAAAUUUUGGAUGCUGAGGGUAGAGCUGAUGAAAAAUGGUAUUUGUAUAAUGACACCAGAGUUUCAUUUUCAUCAUUUGAAUCCAUCAGCAAUGUUACAAAUUACUUUCCCAAAGACACUGCUUAUGUGUUGUUCUACAGACAGCGAUUAACAAGACAGUCUUGCUCUGAUGGUGAACCUGUUUCAGCUAAUGUGGGACUGUAUGGAGAAGCAGGAUUAAACAAAGAGUUGAUAGAAGCCAUCUCCAGGGACAACAUUCAAUAUUUACAGGAAGAAGAAAAGGAAGCAAGGAAAAGAGCUGACUGUAUAACACCUGUUACUAUGCCAUCAUGGUGGAGACGUUUUGAUGAUGAUGAAAAUGGUGGUUCUUCUGGAAGUUGUGGCCCAGCUGCUGGAGGAGGAAGUGAUUUGGGGUCAUUUGGACGUUUGAUUUUCUAAGUGUGAUUAAGGCCUUCAUCCUCUUUACCUCAGAUACAUUAUUUACUUUGUGGUGGUUGCACAACAAUCUUUUCGGGGGGUUCAAUGGGGAUUUGCCUUUAUGGUUGCUCAAGUACAGUAUAUUUGCCUACUACUUGGUAAAUUUUUGGAUUAUGGGAUUGUUGAGGAAGCAGCAAUUGACAUUUUUGUCCAAUUGCUCUUUAAAAAUACAAAAUGCAUUUAAACAAUGGAGUAUAAUAAAAUUCAACAUGUUUGGUAAAUGCCGGCUUUCACUUCCAAUAUAAUGUAUUUUUCUUUGGAAAACAUUACAUAUCUACUCUGGGGAUUUGAGGUAUUCAUAAAUUACCCAAUUCAUGAAGGUAGCUAUAGGCUUUUGCAUUUUACUACUGUACAAAAAUUUCUUUGAAUUUUUUCCUUGCAUCAAUUGGCUUUAAAGAUGGUACCAAUUGUUUGGAUUCUUGGGGUCAGUGAUAGACUGUUAAUCUGCUUUAGGAUACUUGUAAAGAACUAUGGAUUCUAAUAUUGCACUUGGCAGCCUGUCUGGCAUAGAGCAACAAUCUGCCCACAGUACUCACCCAUGCCUCUCUCUCAUCAUCACUAACUUCGUGCAGACACUUGGAACUUGAAAUGAAGCCAACUACUCUCAUUGUGGGGGGGGGGGGGGGGGGGGUGGGUGCAGGGGAAUCAAAGACUAUGGUAAUACGCAAUCUUGUGUCUGUCAUAUUUGGCUUUUCACCAUGAAGUGGUAGUCCUUUUGUAUGGCAGGUAAAGUGUCCAACUAUUUGCCUAGAAGUAUUAAUUUUUGCACUUGAGAUUGUUUAGCUUUUGUACAAUUAUAUUGCUUAAAUUUUAAUUUAUUCCAGUUACUAGCAAUUUUCAGGAGACUUUCCUGAUUAAAUUCUGUUUCAUGUGCUGCUGUUCUUUUCUAUAUCCUAAAAAGUUGCAUCUUAUAGGACCUUUUAUAAAUGGUCUCUAAGUACUAAUAUCCAUGCUGAAUUUUGAACAGUGCAAUAUUUCUUAAACUUAGUAAAUAUUGAUGAUCAGAUGAGAGAUUUUGCUGGCAAAAAUGGAAAGCUGGGGUAGUUAAUUUCUGUUGACUUUUGUCCCUUGCAUACAAAAUGGAAUUUUCUCAUUUGAUUCCUACUUGUAGUACUUUACAUCAGUGUCAAUGGAGAUUAUUAAAAUCAGAGAAGCAUCUUCCCUGUUCUUGGGUCUGGAAUGAAGAUUGGCCUGACUGAUGAAAGAUGGGCAAGAAAUCUUUCUACAAAAAACAAACUUGUAUGAAAUCAUGGAGUUGGAUAUGGACAUGGCAAAAGAGAAUCUCUUCUUGGUCAGAGAAGUGCAUCUUUAUCUGAAUUUUGCAUGACUGAGUAUUUUUAAAAAUGUGUGGGCUUGGGCUGGAGGAAGGGUUAUGGGUGGGGAAAAUUCUUGAUUGAGUUAAACCUUUGUUUGAAUUUUUACCUCAAACCAAUAUGGACAAAUUCUGUUAUCAGCUCACUGCAAUUUGCCUAAAUAAUGAAAAGUGAUCAUACUUUGUUCACUUUCACAAUACAAAGCCCAAUAAGUAACUCAAAUCAACAAUCAGUGGCUACAAGCUUGGCCCAUGUACAAAGAAAAAAAGAUAUUUGGUGCUGUUCAAAUGUAGUUAAGGAGGUAUAAUCAAUGGAAUCUUAUAGAAAGUCAUGUAGGUAAGAAUGAUUUGAGUCUAUAAACUCCUAACUUGUGUUCUUAUUGUGCCAGUUUUUAAAAUUAAUCACUUAUUCUGUAUACUAAUCAAAAUGUAGAAAUGCAGUUGCACAACUUGAUUACAACAAGCACAGCAAUAGGUUGAGCAUGGUUAGGACAAUUUUGAAUUUAAGGUUGGAUUUUGCUAUUCAAGUACAGAAAGAAAAGUAAUGCUGAGAAUUGUUAAGUAAAUUGAAUAAAGUUUCUGAAGCAGAGGCUUCUCCAAAUAGCUGAUUCCUGAAAGAUUAGAAUUUUGAAUUACUGGUCACUGUACAUUAUGUUGAGGUUCCUUUUUAGUGUGGAAACAUAAAGUUGAUGUAGCAGAUCCAGUAUUUUGGUUAUUGCUGUAUGUACUAGAAAUCAUUUGAGCUUUCCAAUGUAUGAACUCUACCUUUUGAACAUCAUUAGAUACUACCAACAGCUCAGACUUGAGUUAAGCUUGCCAUCUCUAGAACCUUUCUGUAAUUUAUCUACAAGAUCUUGCAAAUUAUUUUGCUCUUAUUUUCAAAACUAAUAACUAGUUGGUCUCGAGGCACUAAGUGAUUUUUUAAAAAUUAUUAUUGUGAUCUGAUUUGAUCAUUACAAUUCGAUUGGAGUUUCCCUUUGAAUAGCUGCACAAGGUUUACUUGAGAACUGCAGUUGAAUCCUCGAGGUGACAAAAUCUUAAUGUUUCAACUUUAUCAUAGUUAUAGGACUGUCUUUUCCCAUCGAAAUUUAAGUCUCAAAUUUUGCAUGUAUUUUAUGGCUGGGGCAUACAAUAGGGUAAUUUUGAGCUAUUUAUUUUAAAUAGAACAACUGAAAUUUGUAAUUUUGCCCUUUUUCUGUCAUGGAUUGCAAGUUGGUUUAUAGAAAAUGCUAAUUUGAACAACUUGCAUUUGUCUUCUAAAUCAGGUUUGCAAUAGAACAAUUCUAUUCUUUAUUUACAUUGGAUUCUGCACUUUGCCACUGAGCAACUGACUAGAGAAAGCCUACUCUUUUUUUUUGUAUUGCGUUUUAAGAUCUAAUCAACAUUUUCAACUAAACUAUUUAUAAGCCAUCACUUGAGUCAAUACAGGCAACCCCCAAGUUACGGCUGUUUGAGUAAUUAACGAAUCACCACCAAAAACAUUUGAGAUGAAAUAAAAUCCACUCUUGCUCCCCCCCCCCCCCCCAAACUGUGCAAGGAGUACAACUUUUCCAACCCUAAUUUCUUGACAUGUGCACUGAUGACACAGUAUUGUAUUUCAGAAAAACUGCAAUGAGGAAUGUUUUGUAGGAAUGCAACCUUGCCUGGCCACAGCCCCCACCCCACACACUGUAACGUGUGGGUUGCCUGUAUUAAUGUUGUAAAGAAGACUUUUUUUGCUAAUAAGUAAUUUUCAAAAGUAGCAUUAGCUUAUAAAGUGAGUGCCAUGUUUUAUUUACAACAAAAGUAACUUUCUUUGCAUCCACAUUUUUCUAUUAUGUGCAAAUGAAGUUGGCCAUCAAAACAUUGCUAUCUGAGUUGCAUUUAUUUUCAAUCAGUUAUCAACCUGUCCAGAAUAAUUCAAACUAAAAUCAUGGUGUAUUUAUUCAGCAGUGCUAAUUAUCAUUGUGUGAGUAAUAGAUAUCUACAAAAAACUACA
Pristis pectinata (smalltooth sawfish) is the source of this 6592-nucleotide messenger RNA. RefSeq names its product ubiquitin carboxyl-terminal hydrolase 35-like. Gene Ontology annotation, molecular function: cysteine-type endopeptidase activity; cysteine-type deubiquitinase activity. Gene Ontology annotation, cellular component: nucleus; cytosol. The record is from RefSeq and is a predicted model, not a curated record. Gene Ontology annotation, biological process: protein deubiquitination; ubiquitin-dependent protein catabolic process. Bases 240 to 3263 code for a protein of 1007 amino acids. The transcript is spliced from 12 exons. NCBI's taxonomy places the organism in Eukaryota, Metazoa, Chordata, Chondrichthyes, Rhinopristiformes, Pristidae.